AUUCUGAUAAAGCCACGGUGCUGACUGCCGGUGAAUGGUGGGCUGAGCUCAGUGCAGAAACCUGCAGCAUGGAUAACUGGAGCACAACUGAUCGGCAGCAUGCGAUAAUUCAUCGGUUCGUAUCUCGGUAAAUACAGAAAUCAGCUAUAGUUUAACAAAGACACAAUGGCUACGCAGUCUGUGCCGAAACUUGAAGUAAAGCUUUUUGAAGAUGGACAGGACAACCCAGACAGUCAGAAUGAUGACCAUCUGAGGAGUCUGAAAGCACUUACUCAAAAACUGAGGCUUGAAACCAGAAGACCUUCCUAUUUAGAAUGGAAAGCCAAACUUGAAGGGAAAGACUGGAAAAGCACAAAGCUGGAGGACCAAGGGCUCAUAAUGACAAAGAAGCCCGGUGAGGAGCCCAGUAACUUCAAGAAAGCACAAAGACAGUUCAGUGGGAGUUCUGUCAGCGAUGGCAACUUGACUCCAGGAAAAUUUAGUGGCUUUGAGAAUAUGGACGAAGCACUGAGCUGGCUCCGGAAGGAAUUGACAGAAAUGCGUCUGCAAGACCAGCAGCUGGCAAGACAACUGAUGCGUCUUCGUAGUGACAUCAACAAGUUGAAGAUUGAACAGACCUGCCACCUUCACCAACGAAUGCUUAAUGAUGCCACCUAUGAACUGGAGGAGAGGGAUGAACUGUCGGAUUUGUUUUGUGACUUCCCAGUAACCAAUGCCUUCACUCUAUCAGCACCUCUCAAACUUAUCGGCGUUACCAAAAUGAACAUUAAUUCCAGGAGAUUUUCUUUAUGUUAAAAAUACUGAAAGCACUGUGCACUUCAGAUUGUCAGCAGUUUCUCUUUGGAGAUGACUACAGUAAGCCUCAGAAGUACAGAGAAAGUAAUCUGAAUUAUUUCUUUUCUAUGCUUUUGUUGCCUGUUUUUUGCAAUUUUGUUUUUUCCUUUUUCUUCUCCCAGCCUUUUCUGAGCGCAACUGUUGCUGCUGUAUCGGACCAUGUGUAAUGGAAACACUCCAAAUAGGGUAACUGCAGGCUAUUUGACCACAAAGUCCGAUCUCCUCCAAUAUAAGAGUAAAGGCUCUCAUCAUUAGAGAUGAGAAGCGUGAAACCUGA
Messenger RNA from Chiloscyllium plagiosum (whitespotted bambooshark), 1111 nucleotides. It is a transcript of the gene fam167aa, whose product is annotated as family with sequence similarity 167 member Aa. NCBI's taxonomy places the organism in Eukaryota, Metazoa, Chordata, Chondrichthyes, Orectolobiformes, Hemiscylliidae. The record is from RefSeq and is a predicted model, not a curated record.